Tetrapisispora phaffii CBS 4417 is the source of this 2226-nucleotide messenger RNA. RefSeq names its product Gid12p (gene GID12). NCBI's taxonomy places the organism in Eukaryota, Fungi, Ascomycota, Saccharomycetes, Saccharomycetales, Saccharomycetaceae. Bases 1 to 2226 code for a protein of 741 amino acids. The record is from RefSeq and is a predicted model, not a curated record. The transcript has a single exon.
AUGAGUGAUGCAGAUGAAAUCAGCUUUAUUGUUUCUACAGCAUCCAAGGAUGAAAAUCAUAAUAGUAUAAAUUUAGUCUAUUUCGAGUACAAGGAUAAAAAGCUUCAUUGGCAUCCUGGUAAAUAUAUUUUAGGUGAUACACUUAAUGCACAUGAUAGGUUAGGUGAAAUUCAAAAAUUCUGUUAUGUAAAACCUGGAAGUCAUAUAUCAGGAGAGACAAGAAAUGAUGGAAAUUUAGGCGAUGAUAUUUCAGAUUAUUUAUUUAUUGCUAAAAAGAACGGUGUGAUAGAAGUUAUUAAAGAUUUUAAGAAAAAAGUAACAGAAAGCAAAGAUUUAAUUGCGGAUUUCAAAAUGACUUGUAACUUAUUGCCCUAUUUCCGUGAUGCUGAGAAGCCAAAUGCAUUUGAUAUAAUAUCUCUAGAAUAUUUUAAUGGGAUUCUUUAUUGUUCUACUCGAGUAGGAAAAGUUUACAGUUUUUUUUUAAAUUUACCUAAUUAUUAUCGACAAGUUAACAACUUUUUCAAUAGUAAAGCACAAGAUGACGGAAUAUACUCUAUCUUUAAAGAAUCAUACACGCCUGAUAAUUUUGAAAACCCAAAUAUAUUUGAAAAACUGACAAUGUACGUAACAAAUGAAGGAUGGCAAGACAUUUGUUAUUUUCUCAAACCUACAAUUGACACUUUAAAGGACGGUUGUGGUUAUACUAAGGAUGCAUUGUAUUUUAGAGCGUCAUUUUGUGUAGAUAUUAAAAGAAACAUCGAAUCUUGCCAUGUCAACCCCCUAGAUCGAUACAGCUUAUUGAUAUCAUCUAAUAAUAUAAACAUGUCAAUUGAAAAAUUUAAUAUUCCACAAUAUUUUUAUUAUUGGUUAUUUUCCUUCUUAUCCAAAAAGACUAAUACUCAAAAUAAAUUGAAAAGUUACCAAGAUGGGAAACAGUCGGAGAGUAAGAUAAAUUCUAAAUGUGUCUUGAAGCCUCCUUCAACAAGGAUAGACCGGCUAAAAAAAAUGUCUGACUAUUUGACUGAAAGUUACGAGAGAGGAGAUGAUGGACAUUUUAACCAGUAUAAUAGAAAUGCAGAAUUGGUAGAACCAAGUGAUUAUACUUCACCUCAAUUUAAUCCUAUCACACAUGAGGAGCAAUUGUUCGAACCUGAAGUUUUAGCUGCAUUUAAUAACAGACGAAUGUUGGAUCAUGACUUAGUUCUCUCAAAUAAUAAUGUUGCAAUAAUUCCAAGUUAUAUAUGCUGGGAGUUCAAGAAUGGUAAAGAAAAGACUUUCAAUACCGUCUCAUUUUUAGAGCGAAGGUCUUUGCGCAGAAGAAAUAGAGAAAUGUUCAAUGAAAUUUUAAAUCAUGGUGGCAACUGGGUUCCCAAUAUCGAUGAUAGUAUUUCAACUCAUAGUAAUUCUCUUUCUAAUACAUCUACAACGAGUUUGGAUAAAAGACAUUCGUCAAAAAAUCCAUUUUUAUUAUUAGAUUUUUAUGCCUGUUAUAAUUCAAAUUCUGCAACAAAUAAUAUAUCCGAAAUAGAUUUUCUAACUCCAAACUACUCAAAGUUAAAAUUAAUCAGCAUUUCUCGAAACAAUUCAAUUGAGGUCUUUAAGCCUAAAUAUCAAAACAUACCUUCUUUAAAAAUAGAUUCGUUUAAAUAUGUUGAAGAUGAGAAGGAAACCUUAGAGACAUUUAAUAUGAAAUGUUUUAAGGAUAAAAUGACUAUUAGCUCGUUGACCUCAUUCCAAAAACUCUUUAAGAUCAACGAAAAUCUGUCUCUAAUUAUUGAUGAAGCUGGACUUUUAAUAAUUGACACUGAAAAUAUAACAAAUAUCGAUAAUUUAUCUGAUAAUAACGAUAAAAUCUUGAAAAUUGCAUUAUUCAAUUUUGGGAAAAUUAAAGAUGUCAUAAUCUAUAUAAAUCAAUUCAACGAAUGCAUGUAUGAAUAUCCACUAAAACAUAAUUUUGAAGAUGAACAUGAUUACUGUAAUGAUUUCAGCAUUUCGUUAACCGCAAUUGUAACAACGGAUGCUGACCAUAUCUUAGGGUUAAAUGGCGUAUUUAUAUGUCAUUCAAAAUUGGGAAAAUUAGAAUUGACAGAUUCCAUUAUUACUAAGAAUAAUCACAAAACAGUCGAGCUUUUGCAAUUUUUAGAUUUUUCUACAGUUCAAAAUACCAAGAAGCAUUAUCUCAAAAUACAAUCUGACUCUGAUCUGGCAUAUAAGAAACAAAGGUAA